GCUGAGGUUCGGGUUGUGCGCCAGACGCUGGUGCGCGCGAAUAACUUUCAUCCAGCCCUACGCGGCCGCGCGGCCGGCUGCGCAGUAGGAAAUACACCUCCAUACCUACACCGUGCAGAAGUCUGCGCAAUCAACGAGCGCCACAACACCCCACUGCACGCUGCGCCAUGGCAGCUGACCAAAUCCAAAGGCGCGCCGCCGACGCCGAACAGCUCGCCGCCGACUGGCGCGCCUGCGAGAAGGCGGCCGCAGCGUUUGAUGAGGAAACGAACACGGGCGGCGACGGCGCCGCCGCCGAGGAGAACGCGCUGCGGAACGUCGACGCGAAGCGCGUCGCGGCGCUGGCCGCGCUCGCGGACCGGCCGGCGCUGGCGGGCCGCGCGGCGGCGGGCGCCAUACAGAGGCGGAAGCGGCGCCUCGCCGACCGCGCCGCGGGCCAGAUGCUCUUCGCGCUCGCUCUUAGGGAAGACGACGACGGCCCGGACGCGGGCGCCGUCGUGCCGGUCUCGCGGCGCCGCGCGCCGUUCUGCUGGCGCAAGCGCGACGUCGCCGCGGCGGCCACGGCGGCGGCCGCGCUGCGGAGCCUCGCCGGCGACGCGAGCCUCGCGGACGCCUGGGCCAACGCGGUCCUGGCACGUAUUUGUGCGCGCAGCGACGCGCGCCACCGCGCCCGCGGUUCCAAGCAGUGUCCCGAGUCCGCCGUCGCGUCGAUGGCGUCUAGCUCUGGUGAAUUCGUCUCACGACGUUGGUGGCGACGGGUCGCGUCGACUGGCGUGUCUGUGGAGACACACAUGAGUACCGACGUAAGUCGCAAAAACACACGCAGAGAGGCACGAAAAAAAACACGAAAAAAAACAACACAGGCAACACCGCCACCACAAAAGACGCCUUCGUCGACGUCGCCGCGAGCGCGCGCGACGUGCUCUGCGCGGCGCGCGGCGGCCGCGGCGAGCUCGGCGUCGCCGCGCGCGUCGCGAGAUCUGCCCGGGCGCCGUUCGCGCCCUUCUGCGCGGCGCUGAGCACGAGGCUCGCGGACGAGCUCCGCGACAAGGCCCACGCCUACUGCGCGGCGGCCGACUACGCCGACGCCGAGGCGCACCAGGAGGAGGCGGACGCCGUGCCCGAGGCUUAUCUCGGUGUCGUCCAGUGCCGUGGAAAGAGAGGUGCCUUCCUGCCGCAUCGACGGCGUCGAGAGGCCGCGUCGAUGGCGUGACGGCGUCGAGAGGCCGCCUCGAUGGCGUGAAGGCGCAAAAACAGAAACACGACGACACAGGCGCCGUCGCGGGCACGGUCCGCCGCUGUUCCAAGCUCCUGGAGUCGCUCGAGGACGAGCUCCACAAACCAAGCGCGGGCCAGGCCACGGACGACGCGGGCCGGUCCGAGACGGAGGCGUCGGACGGCGACGAUGUGGCACUGGACGAUACGCCGCCGCGCCACCUGCCCGAGGGCGUCGUCUACCUCCGAGCCGCGUUCGACGACGUCAUCGAGGCCCUGUCGGCGGCGUACGGCGCGCGCGAACGCGACUGGCUCGAGAAUGCGUUGGAGCGCGUCGUCAGGCGCCUCCCGGAAGGCGACGACUACGCGUCGCUGCUCGAGGGCCCGCUCCAGGGCCGCGCGGUCGCCGAGGCGGCGGGCUGCCUCGAGCGGUCCCUGACGCGGUGCCGCCGCGUCGCCGCGCCGCGGAGGCCGUGCGGCAGGGUGUCCAGGGCCGUCGUCGACGCCGUGCUCGCUGGAAAGAGCGUCCCGGUCGUCGUCGACGAUGACGCAGCCGCGGACCCGGCGAAGGCGCUCGCAGCGACGGCCGACGAUUUUGUGAGGGACCGGCUCCUCGCGCCGGCGCUCGACGCGGCGGCAGCCAGCGUCGCCGAACGCCAAACCAAGAGGCGGCCGAGCGUCUUCCAGACGGACGACGGCGGCGACGAUGGUCCUCCCCCAGCCUUCUACGACGUCGUGCGCGCGGCGCGCGUCGCGGCGACGUCGUGGCGCGGCCGGCUCGCGGUUUUAGCGCCGCGGCUCGAGGCGUCCGACGCGGCCGCGGCCGCGGCGGCGCGAGCAUUAGAUGCCGCGGCGCAGCGCACGGCCGACGGCUUCGGCGAGGCGCUGGGGCGGGCGCGGCAGAGCGGCGACUACGCGAUGCGGGACGAGCCGUCCGUGCUCAAGCCGACGAAGGCCACCGUGGCGUUCCGCGACGCGCUGCUCCGGCGCGCGGCGGCGGCGGACCACGCGUUCGCGGCGCACGACGAUUUACUAGCCACGUGGCGCAAGUCGCUCGCGGCGCACGCGUCGCGCGCCGUCGAGGCGCAUUUGACCUCCGUCAAGGUCUCGCGCGCGGGCGCCUUCGUCCUGGCGCGGGACCUCGACGAGAUACGAAAGGCCGCGGCGCCGCUUGGCUCGAACGAGGCCGACGCGCGGCUCGGGAGAUUGAGGGAGGGCGUGGGCGUCUUCGAGCUCGACGCGGAGCAGCUCGCCUACGUCGCUCUCAAACCAGGCGGCGCCUUCGCGUCGUUGCCGCGCGACGAGCUCGUGCGCCGUAUCCUGCGCCGCGCGGACGCCUGGAACUUUCGCGGGAAGCGGGCGAAGUGGGUCGAGGAGCUGGUCGCGAGCCUGGAGGCGAGCUAGGUGGCGUCGUCGUUUUGUGGUGUAAGGAGUUGUUGUGAAA
Molecule: messenger RNA, 2659 nt
Organism: Pelagomonas calceolata
Lineage: Eukaryota; Pelagophyceae; Pelagomonadales; Pelagomonadaceae
Source: the annotation of a GenBank genome assembly